AUGGAGGAGGAGAUGCAGCCGGCGGAAGAGGGGCCCAGCGUCCCCAAAAUCUACAAGCAGCGCGGGCCCUACAGCGUCCUCAAGACAUUCCCCAGCAAGAGACCGGCGCUGGCCAAGCGCUACGAGCGACCCACCCUGGUAGAGCUGCCGCACGUGCGGCCGCCCCCGCCGGCCUUCGCGCCGCAAGCCGCGGUCUCCAUCAGCAGCAGCGAGCCGCCGCCGCCACCGCAGCAGUUCCAGGCGCAGAGCUCUUACCCACCCGGGCCCGGCCGGGCCGCCGCCGCCGCCUCGUCGUCGUCUCCGUCCUGCACGCCCGCCGUGUCCCAGGGCCACCUGAGGACCCCAGCGCCGCCGCUCGCGGCCCCCGCCGCGUCGUCGUCCUCAUCUUUCGCCGCCGUCGUCAGGUACGGCUCGGGCCCGGCGGCAGCCGCCGCGGGCAGCAGCAGCGCGGGCGGCAACGGCGCCAGCCUGGAGCUCAGCGCAGAGAGUCGUAUGAUCUUGGACGCCUUUGCUCAACAAUGCAGCCGAGUCCUUAGCCUCUUAAAUUGUGGAGGAAAGCUUCUGGACUCCAGCCAUUCUCAAUCCAUGAUUUCUUGCGUAAAGCAGGAAGGCUCAAGUUACACUGAAAGACAGGAGCAGUGCCCUGUUGGCAAAGGGGUCCACAGUCAGACCUCAGACAAUGUAGACAUAGAGAUGCAAUAUAUGCAAAGGAAACAACAGACUUCUGCCUUCUUGAGGGUUUUCACUGACUCCCUACAAAAUUACCUGCUCUCCGGGAGCUUUCCGACUGCAAACACCUCCUCAGUCAGUGAGUAUGGCCACCUGGCGGAUGUGGAUCCUCUAGCAACGUCCCCCGUGCACACAUUAGGUGGCUGGGCCUCCCCAGCGACAUCCGAAUCCCACGGUCACCCAUCCUCUUCUACGCUGCCUGAGGAAGAAGAAGAGGAGGAAGAGGAGGGCUACUGUCCUCGAUGCCAAGAGCUGGAGCAGGAGGUGAUUUCACUGCAACAAGAAAAUGAAGAGCUCAGAAGAAAGUUAGAGAGCAUCCCAGUGCCCUGCCAGACCGUUUUAGACUACCUGAAGACGGUGCUUCAGCACUACAACCAGCUUGUGAUCCCACAGCCAGCCGACCAGCCGGCCGAGGGAAGCAAGCAGCUGUUGAACAACUAUCCUGUCUACAUAACGAGCAAACAGUGGGACGAGGCUGUAAAUUCUUCAAAGAAAGACGGGAGGCGGCUCCUUCGAUACCUCAUCAGAUUUGUUUUCACAACCGAUGAGCUUAAGUACUCAUGCGGCCUUGGGAAAAGGAAAAGGUCAGUGCAGUCAGGAGAGACAGGUCCUGAAAGACGCCCUCUGGAUCCAGUUAAAGUAACAUGCCUCCGAGAAUUCAUUAGGAUGCACUGUACCUCCAACCCCGACUGGUGGAUGCCCUCGGAGGAGCAGAUAAACAAAGUGUUCAGUGACGCUGUGGGUCACGCUCGGCAGGGGCGGGCAGUGGGGACUUUCCUGCACAACGGAGGCUCAUUUUAUGAAGGGAUCGAUCACCAGGCUUCCCAGGAUGAAGUCUUCAGUAAAAAUUCCCAGGAUGGGUCUGGUGAUUAG
Molecule: messenger RNA, 1602 nt
Organism: Physeter macrocephalus (sperm whale)
Lineage: Eukaryota; Metazoa; Chordata; Mammalia; Artiodactyla; Physeteridae
Gene: BEND4
Product: BEN domain containing 4
Exons: 5
Coding region: 1-1602 (533 amino acids)
Molecular function (GO): DNA binding
Source: RefSeq, a predicted model, not a curated record